UCUUUUCUAUGUUUUCAGAAAUUUACUAUUUAGUUACAUAGCUAAAAAUUGUCCGGAACUAUCUAAAAUGGAAUCAAAUAAAGACGAAGCUGAUAAAUGUCUAGAUAUAGCAGAAAGGUGUGUCCAGCAGGGCGAUAAAGCGAAAGCAGAGAAAUUUGUCCAGAAAGCUAUGAAACUCUAUCCUAGUAAAAGAUGUCGUGAACUACUAGAAACAGUUAGAGAAAUGGAGGUGGGCAGAUCAAAGGAAAAUUCGAAGACCGAAACUAGUCGUAACAGUGAAUAUCCUGAACCUAGUAAUGAUGAAGCUACAACUAGUUCUGCUGAGUAUACCCAGGAACAAAUAGAAGCUGUGAAGCGUAUACGGAAAUGUAAAAACUAUUAUGAAAUUCUCGGCGUGAAUAAGACUUCCUCUGAGUCUGAACUGAAGAAAGCGUACAGGAAACUAGCCCUGGCUUUUCAUCCAGACAAGAACAAGGCACCAGGAGCUGGAGAAGCUUUCAAGGCUAUCGGGAGUGCCUACGCUGUACUUUCCAAUACUGAGAAGAAGAGACAGUACGAUCUAUAUGGAGAUGAAGAUAGUGCACCCAGGUCCAGGCGGACCCAGAGAAGCGGGUUCUACGAAUACGAGGAUCCAAGCCACGGGUUCCAGGGGGAUAUGACUGCGGAGGAGAUAUUUAACAUGUUCUUCGGAGGCGGCAUGCCAGGUUCUUCAGUGUAUGUACGACGAGGGGGUAGAUGGACUAGAUCAGGGGCAGGAGCUGGACAUGCGCAGGAGCAUCAACAGCAUUCACAGGAACAGGGAGGAUUUGGGGCUCUCUUCCAGUUGUUACCGAUCCUCUUUCUUAUUCUUAUGUCACUCUUCAGCAGUCUCUUUGUAAAUGAUCCCUUGUACUCAUUCGAUCAUACGCAUAAGUAUAAUGUUGGACGAAGAACGACGAAUAUCAAGGUUACCUACUACGUAAAGGAAUCAUUCCACCAGGAGUUUACUGGCAGUCUGCGAAAACUUGAGAGACAGAUUGAAGACGACUUUCUCAGUCAUCUUAAGUCCCGGUGUUACCAAGAAAAGAGUUACAAAGAAAACCUUCUUUGGCAGGCUCGGUACAGCGGAUCUCAAAACCUGUUUAAGAAGGCACAGAACUAUCCUACGCCGUCCUGCGUCAGGCUAGAGUGUUUAUGUUACGAAGAACUACUAAGAAAUGGAAUAAUAUUUUUAGAUAUUCUAAAAUACUUACUAAAUAUUAUAAUUCGACGACUCAUGGAUAAAAGUUUUUUUUCUGAAUAAGAAAAGGCGACAUUUUUCUUUUGAAGUUUUCUUGUGUUUCUCGCAUUCCGAGAUUUCUUGAUCCCCAUAAAACCAUAUUUUCAGUUUUUAUAAUUUUCCAUUUUGGUUUGUAAAAUGUAUGUACGUGUUUAGUGAUGUACAGUCCGCAAUAAUCCAAUGUAUUCGAUUUAUAUGUACACUUUGCACGUACUGUACACUGUACACGUGCAGUACAGUGAGCAGUUUAAUUGUACUGAAGAACCUACGAUAUACUCAUUUUAUGAGUUAUAAGCAAAAACUAACACUUUUAUUUAAUAACAAUUAUAAUGUAAAUUACUGUUUAAAAAUGUGGAUUGUUACAUUUUUGACAAAAUUUUAGUUCGUGGAUUUUAUGUUUAUAAAAACAUAUUC
This is a messenger RNA of Eurytemora carolleeae, 1672 nucleotides long. Its product is annotated as dnaJ homolog subfamily B member 12-like. The record is from RefSeq and is a predicted model, not a curated record. Gene Ontology annotation, cellular component: endoplasmic reticulum membrane. Gene Ontology annotation, biological process: cellular response to misfolded protein. Gene Ontology annotation, molecular function: Hsp70 protein binding. Bases 68 to 1282 code for a protein of 404 amino acids. The transcript has 14 exons. NCBI's taxonomy places the organism in Eukaryota, Metazoa, Arthropoda, Copepoda, Calanoida, Temoridae.